Molecule: messenger RNA, 1754 nt
Organism: Helicoverpa armigera (cotton bollworm)
Lineage: Eukaryota; Metazoa; Arthropoda; Insecta; Lepidoptera; Noctuidae
Product: transmembrane protein 87A
Exons: 11
Coding region: 142-1716 (524 amino acids)
Biological process (GO): retrograde transport, endosome to Golgi
Cellular component (GO): Golgi apparatus; membrane
Source: RefSeq, a predicted model, not a curated record
CAAACAAAUGUCUGUCAAGUGAAUGCGUUUCCUAUCCUCCAAAGAAUUGUUAUUUGUAUUAAAAAUCAAAUUAAAAUGGUGUUUGGUAGUUUGUCGUUGAUAAUAAAAUAAAUUGUGGUUCCUCCGCCUCAAACAAUCACAAUGUUGCGGAACCUAUUCAUAUUUUUUGUGGCAAUCGUCAAAGUAACGCACAGUUUUUCGGACAUCGGAAAAUGGGAUUUACCGCUGAACGGGGACAGUUGUGUGUUUACACUAGCUAAGUCACUAUUUAAGGAUUCUCAGCUCAUUAUAAUGUUCAAAUGUGAUAUGGUGAAUGCCACUGAUGUGACGAUCAACUACCAGUGGGCCAAGACUAGAUGUUCACCCGAUUACCUGCAUUAUUUUGAACAGCAAGUAGUAGCAUGUUCAAACAGAAUCGAGCGCUCAAUCGUCGAUAUAAACGGCACGACUAUCUCAGUGAUAAGAGAAGAGAAGACAAAGAUCACUUGCCAGCACCCAAAUCAAAUCAUCUUCCUCGAACCGACACAGCCUGAGGUCACGAAAAAGGAUGGGGUACCUACAGUGUCGAAAUCAGCCCGCCACACGCUACUAACAGUGGACACUGAAGGCAUAUACGUGCUGAAAAUGACCCUCACAUCCACCAAGCAGUUCAAAGCCGUCGCCAGCAUAGAGAUGGCGGCGCCUUCGGGGUACCUGUCUGCUGCCAUAUGGCCGUUGUUACCGUUCUUCGGUGUAAUGUGCGGAGUAUACACACUACUAUGCACCGGCUGGCUGCUAGUCUGUUGGUUACAAUGGCGGGAUCUACUCCGCAUACAGUACUGGAUAGGUGGCGUCGCGUUGUUAGGCAUGGUCGAAAGUGCGACUUACUACGGCGUUUAUUCGUCUAUUAAUAGUUCUGGUUAUUUCAACGCGGAGGUGUACAUGUUUGCGGAGUGGAUCUCAGUGGCGAAGAGGGCGCUAGCGAGGAUGCUGGUCAUCAUUGUGUCCUUAGGAUUUGGAAUUGUCAAACCCCGCCUAGGCCCAGCCCUACAACGCGUAGUAGGCACGGGAGUCCUAUGGGGCAUCCUCGGCGGCAUCAACGCGUGGUUACGCCUGCACCACAAGGCUAACGACUCCAACAGGGAUCUGCUACUGUCUGAAGUGCCACUGUCACUGUUAGACAGUGCGAUAUGCUGGUGGGUGUUUGUGUCACUCGCACACACUAUGCGGACGCUGCAGUUGAGGAGAAACAACAUAAAGUUAUCGUUGUACAGACAUUUCACGAACACGCUGAUAUUCGCUGUGAUAUCUUCCGUGGUUUUCAUGUUAUACUCAAUCAAGUCAUACAGAGUGCUUCCUUGUAUCACCGAAUGGAAAGAAGUAUGGAUGGACGAGGCGUACUGGCACAUGUUGUUCGCGAGCGUCCUGACCGUCAUCAUGGUGCUGUGGCGGCCCACCAACAACAACCAGCGGUACGCCUUCACGCCUCUGCUCGAUAAUGCUGAUGAUGGUGAAGAAGAAGAAGAACAAUUUGUAAACGACGCGUACGGCGUUAAGAUGCGCGGCACGAACUCGACGACCGACGCGGCCGACGCUCGCGACGCCGCCGACCAGACCAACACGCUAGACUCAGAUCUGCGCUGGGUGGAGGAGAACAUCCCCACCAGUACCCUACCAUUGCUAGACUCGGACGAAGAAAUCAUUAACACCAAGUUCGAAGUGUCCAAAAUGCAGUAAUUACUUAAGUGUAUAAAUAAAGUAUUAUGUAACUGUGA